Phragmites australis (common reed) is the source of this 2994-nucleotide messenger RNA. RefSeq lists its product as uncharacterized. The transcript is spliced from 2 exons. The coding region runs from base 210 to 2717 and encodes 835 amino acids. The record is from RefSeq and is a predicted model, not a curated record. NCBI's taxonomy places the organism in Eukaryota, Viridiplantae, Streptophyta, Magnoliopsida, Poales, Poaceae.
AAGACAUUGCGUUCGAUAACUUCUUCCAUAGUUCUAGGAUGAUUCUUGCGGAUUUGGUAGCCACCGAUUCUUCUUCCCCGAUCGUGCAACCUAGGUUUCGCCGCCGCCGGCCGCCGGUGACCGGGAAGUUGGGGUUACACGGGGUUUCCGAUUGGGUUUGGAACAAUUGGAAAAAUUGCGUCUUUGAGCCUCUGAGAUGAUGGAUUGCAAUGCCUAUGUCUUCUAGCAGCCCUCUUUGGGGCUUUCUUGCGGGGGUUUCGUGGAAGUGGCAAUCGAGUAUGGAGUGCAACAAAGAUGACGCGGUCCGAUCAAAGGAGAUCGCUGAAAGGAAAUUCAGGGAGAAUGAUAUUGUGGGUGCAGAGAAGUUUGCCCUGAAAGCAAAGGCUCUUUGUAAGCCGCUUGAGGGCAUUGAUCAGAUGAUUUUAACCUUGGAUGUACACCUAAGGGCACAGACAAAGAUUGGAGGGGAGAAUGACUGGUAUGGAAUCUUAGAAGUAUCUCCCUUGGCUGAUUAUGAGGCAAUCAAGAAGCAAUACAAGAAGUUGGCCCUCCAAACUCAUCCUGACAAGAAUAGCUCUAUUUGUGCUGAUGGUGCCUUUAACCUCAUCUCAGAUGCUUGGAGUGUGUUGUCCGAUGCUACCAAGAGGAUGGCAUAUGACCAGAAGAGGCAUGUGUGUGGUCCGCAGGUGCAUCAGAAUAACUACAAAGCAAAUGCUAAUAACACUUCCGGUUCAUCUAUGUCAAGUAUGAAUGGUUCCUGGUGCCAAAACUCUGGUCCAGAUAGAUCUAGAAAGGCGGUCCCCCACCUAGUGCCAGACACAUUCUGGACAUACUGUGGUUCAUGUUUUAUGAGCUUUCAGUACUCCAGGGAAUAUGCCAACCGGCAUCUGAAGUGUCCGGUGUGUCAUGCGGUGUUUGUUGCUGUUGAAGUUCCGCCUCCAAGUUCUCCGGUUUAUCCUACUGGGCCAAAGCCAAUGGCUACUAACAAUAACUUGGGUGCCACAAUAAUUCCUGACAUGGCAACACCAGGAACACAGGCUGGAGUGGCACUUGGCAAUCAGAAUUACGAUCCAACAGUCCUGCAGCAGUGGUCUUUCCUCAAAUCUACAACUCGUGCACAUAGUACUAGAUGUACAGUUCAACAAGCGCAUGAGAGUGUUAGAAAAGAGGAGGCAGGCGAAGCUAAUACAGCUACAAAUGAAGAAGCCAAUAUUCGCAGAAAGGUUAUGCAGGCCGCAAGGAAACAUGCACAUGCAGAUUCUUUCCUAGGACGAGCAAAUGCAGCAACAAGGGAACAUGAAGCUGCAAAGAGAAGAUGCGUCAAUGAUGGCAAUCAAGCAACCUGGCAGUCAGCAAGCUCUUGCCCUGAUGGUGAUGCACGCAAACCAAUGCGCCCAGCAAAAAGAAGGCCUCGUUCUACAAGUGAAACAUCAGGAGCCAAGAAACGCAAAGUGUCUUCUGGUGAUCUUAACUGUGAAUCUUCUGGUAAUGCUGGACGGACCAGCUUGGGAAGGGUGCUCAUGCAGUUGGACAUCCGUCGCAUGCUAAUAAAAAAUACAAAACUUCAACUUCAGGAUAAAUUAGAAGAGUUCAAUAGCAAGAAGGCCAAUGUGAAAAAUGAAGAAAAGAUGCAGACUAGUAAGAAAAGCAGCACAAGGAUUUCAUGCAGCACAGCAAUUGAUGUCAAUGAAACUGAGAUGAAGCAAAGCAGCAAUUCAGUUCAUCCAAAAGAAGAUAAUGUAAUCGAGCUGGUUAGCAUAAGAGUUCAUUCAGAAGAAAAGGAGAGGGCACAGUGCGUUAAACAGGUUGGUUUAGAAGAAAGGUUCAGGUCAUGGCAGUGGGGAAAACCUGAAGUACGCAUAGUAUACACGAGGAGAAACCGCAAGGAACACAAGAAAGAACUAGGGGAUGGUGCAAUUGGUGCUAAUUCGGCAAGACAGCACCAUUUGGCUGACAAAUAUAGCUGUUUGAACCAGAAAUCGUCAUCCGAUGAAGGCUCUUGCGAAAUGCCUGUCCCUGAUGCAGAUUUCUACAAUUUUGGUGAUCAUUCUGAAAUUUCUUUUCAAAGUGAUCAAGUAUGGGCCAUGUAUGAUGAAGAAGAUGGUAUGCCACGUUACUAUGCUUUGAUUAGAAAAGUCCUCUCCACUCACCCUUUCAAAGUUAGACUGGCUUACCUCAAAGCAAAUGACUGCAAUGAAUUUGGAACUUCCAGUUGGAUCUCAUAUGGAUACUCCAAGACCUGUGGUGAGUUCAAGGCUGGUGAUUCCGAAGAUACUGACCAACUGAAUAUAUUCUCACAUAAGGUCAAGUGUGAGAAAGGUCCAGGUGGCAUCAUCAGAAUUUUUCCUAAAAGAGGUGAUAUCUGGGCUCUAUACCAGAACUGGUCUCCUGACUGGGAUGAAUUUACACCUGAUGAUACAAUGUACAAGUAUGAACUGGUAGAGGUUCUUGAUAGCUACAACCCAACCAAAGGCAUUUCUGUAAUGCCUAUUGUGAAAAUCCCUGGGUUUGUGUCAGUGUUUAAGCCCCUUCAUGACGCAACAAAAAGCUGGAGGAUUCCAAAGGAGGAGAUGCUGCGGUUCUCUCACCAAGUGCCAUUCCAUGUCCUUACUGGAGACGAAGCUCAUAGUGCUCCCAAGGGGUGCUAUGAACUGGAUCCAGGCUCAACUCCGAAGGAACUUCUUCAGGCUGUUCCGCCGUCUGAUGAUGCUAAAUAAGUUUGCACUUGAAGCUGGUGCUUGCUCUAAACUUUUUUCUUCUUCGAACCUGGCAUUAGUUGGGUAAUGCUGGUUCUUUAGAAAUGUACAUUAUAUACCUCAUGUUGUGCUGUGAUGUAGCAGCUUCCUGUCAAAGAAGUUGCAGACUUAAAUGUCAUGUACAAUGUGCUCAGUUCUCAUUCUCGAUGGUUGCAUCAAGAGAUAUAGAAAUCCAUGACAAAUAUGCCUUCUGCACACUAUUGCGCCUCAGUUUGUGUUUUUUCCCACCAUACAUCUC